Molecule: messenger RNA, 1918 nt
Organism: Cornus florida
Lineage: Eukaryota; Viridiplantae; Streptophyta; Magnoliopsida; Cornales; Cornaceae
Product: ultraviolet-B receptor UVR8
Exons: 9
Coding region: 208-1638 (476 amino acids)
Source: RefSeq, a predicted model, not a curated record
UGCAACAGUGGUACUGGAGCACGGACAGGUUCACCAAACCUUCUCCCAAGGUUCUCGGAACCUCAACAAUACAAUCCAAUCUCUCAUUUUUUUUUUUCUCGUUCUCUCUCUUCCCAAUUUAAUCAUUCCAAUUUAAUUUUAUCUGAAAUUUAGAUAUCCAAUUACACUUCAUUUCUUCAGAUUCAGUCCUUCAGAUUCAGGUUUAAAAUGGAUCUUGAUGACAUUUUGGGUGACUCCCGGCCUGCGAGCCUUCCAACCAAGAGUGCAAUUUAUGUAUGGGGCUAUAACCAGUCUGGGCAAACGGCUAGAAAGGGUAAAGAGAGGAACUUGAGGAUCCCGAAGCAGCUCCCACCUGAGCUUUUCGGAUGCCCUGCCGGCAUUAAUUCACGCUGGUUGGAUAUUGCUUGUGGCCGAGAGCACACUGCGGCGGUGGCCUCAGACGGGUCGCUUUUUACUUGGGGGGCAAAUGAAUUUGGCCAAUUAGGGGAUGGAACUGAGAACGGUAGGAAACACCCCAAGAAAGUAAAACAACUGCAGACUGAAUUUGUAAUAUCAGUAUCUUGCGGAGCCCAUUGCACUGCUGCUAUUGCAGAACCGCGUGAAAAUGAUGGAACCAUCUCAUCUAGAAGACUUUGGGUUUGGGGGCAAAAUCAGGGCUCUAAUUAUCCACGUUUGUAUUGGGGAGCCUUUACUCCAAAUACGACCAUUCGCCAAGUUUCUUGUGGGGCUGUCCAUGUUGUGGCUCUAUCAGAGGAUGGCCUGCUUCAAGCUUGGGGCUACAAUGAAUAUGGUCAGCUUGGAAGAGGUGUUACUUGUGAGGGACUUCAGGGAGCUCGUGUUAUAAGUGCGUACGCGAAGUUCCUUGAUGAAGCCCCUGAGCUUGUGAAGAUAACCCAAGUGUCAUGCGGGGAGUACCACACUGCAGCUAUUUCAGAGAAAGGCGAGGUCUAUACCUGGGGGCUAGGAAAUAUGGGUCAACUUGGGCAUUGUUCUCUUCAGUAUGGGGAUAACGAGUUAUUACCUAGGCGAGUGGUUUCCCUUGACGACAUAUUCAUAAAGGAUAUUGCAUGUGGUGGUGUGCAUACAUGUGCUAUGACUGUGAAAGGGGCUCUUUAUGCUUGGGGUGGUGGUCAAGCAGGGCAGCUAGGCCUUGGUCCUCAAACUGGAUUGUUCUCAUGUGUCCCUAAUGGAUCUGACAUGAUGCUUCGCAAUAUCCCUGUUUUGGUUGUCCCAGCUGAUGUGCAACUUGUUGCUUGUGGACAUUCUCACACACUUAUUUCUACAAGAGAUGGAAGAAUUCAUGGAUGGGGUUACAAUAGCUAUGGUCAAGCUGCUAAUGAGAAAUCCACAUAUGCUUGGUAUCCAUCACCCGUUGAUUGGUGCGUUGGGGAAGUACGGAAACUGGCUGCUGGUGGUGGCCAUUCAGCUGUGUUGACGGAUGCAUGUUCCUUGAAGGAGUUGUGCGAGUUCAGGAUAGCAGACACUCUGACUCUGUCAAAUGCUUCUGAGGUUGAGGAUAUCGCGGCCAGAACUGGAUCAGAUGCUCUAGUACGCUUUUGUGAAAGAUUAAGGGAACAUUUGCUUGACGUUGGUGAUUGCUGGUACGAAGAAGAUGAAUUUGAAGAGGUCAGGAACUGAGAAUACAAUCAAACUGGUUCCAGUAUUACCAACUAUCCUGUUGUUGUGUAUUAACUGUAUAUCAUCUCUUUAUUAUUGAUCCAAGAAGGCAGACUCGAAAAACAGGGGAGCUUUUUGUCAUUAAAUUAUCAAUGACUGAUCAUUGAAAUCCUGUAAUCUUGGAUGUGUAGUUAAACAUUUGUAAAACCAUCAUUAGUCCCUGUACUUCAUAUUUGACAGCAUAAUACCAGGUGUUCAUAUUAAUAUUAUGUAAUGAGGUCGAAGCUUUUGGAUUGGUACU